AUGGAUGUAACGGAUUCCCACAUACUGCUUAUUUUAUUGUAUUACUAUGUACAGCCAGUUGUAAAUAUUAGAAUCAAUCAUUUCGAAUGUCCAAGACGAUGCACCUGUGUUCCGGAUGUAGCUGAACAGGAUCGUUUUAUUAUAAGUUGUAAAUGGUCAUCAACAUCAACAUCAACAACAAUAACAUCCGAUAAUAAAUGGAAACAAGAAAUAUUCGCUCAAUUUCCAUUAAAUAUUACAAAAACUCUUAGUAUCGAAUGUGAUGACAAUGAUUCGCUAUCAAUAACAUCGAUUAUUUUUGAUGAAAAUUUAUUUAGCCAAUUUAAUAAUUUACAACAUUUACGAAUACAGAAAUGUCGCACACAUGCUUUUCCUAAUUCGUUACUACAUAAACUCAGUAAUUUACGAUCGGUAUAUUUUAAUCAAUUAAAUGUUCCGGAUAAAAAGCUCACUUUACCGGAUCAAUUUUUCCUGAAUAAUAAACGAUUGGAAAAACUCACCAUUGUGGACUGUAAUUUGGAAGCUUUACCUGAUACAUUACUCUGUGAUAGUCCUUAUAUUCAGGUGAUAAAUGUUUCACAUAAUUGGUUACGAAGUGCUCGUUUAAGUAUCAAUGCCGAUGAUGUUAAUAGUGAUAAUAAUGAUAACAGUGCUGGCUCAUUAGUUAAAUGUAACAAUAAAGCGGAGCAAUUGAUAAUCAUCGAUUUGAGCUAUAAUCAAAUUCGAUCAAUUACUGAUAAUGAUUUAAUACAAUUUGUUGCAAUACGACAACUUUUAUUAGCCAAUAAUCAAAUUAGCUUUAUUAAUCGUAAUGCAUUAAAAGCUUGCGCACUGCUACAACAAUUACAUAUUGGAAAUAAUAAUAUCGAAGAGUUACCUAUUAUGCCAGAAACAUUAAUUCAUUUGGAUAUUGCCUGGAAUCAUUUAAGUAUUAUUCCAUCAACAAUAGCUAAUUUACCAAAUUUAUUAUUUUUGAAUCUCAGUGGAAAUGCUAUCGAUGCAAAUACUCCAUUUCCUAUUAUUAGUAAAACAUUAGAAACGAUUGAUCUCAGUCGUAAUCGUCUUGAAUUUAUCCCAGAAAAUUUAUUUUUGCAUUGUUCUCAACAACUGCAACAUUUAUCACUCAGUUAUAAUCGGAUUACACAAUUGGAACCAUUAUUUUUUCAAAAUUAUUCAAAUUUACUAGUGCUUGAUCUUAGCUCCAAUCGAAUAGCAGAAAUUGAAGAAGAGAAUUUACAAGGUUUAAUAAGUCUAACUCAUUUAUAUCUAUUCAAUAAUUCAAUUUAUCAAGUUGAUAUGGGUACAUUUGAAACAACACCACAACUACAAGAAUUACACCUUGGUAGAAAUUUACUAAUCGAAGUACCAUUUGCAUUGGGACGUUUAUUCAAACUUCGCUACCUUGAUUUAUCAAAUAAUCAAAUCAGCAAAACUUAUAAGUUUCUUUUCAACAAAUUGCCACAUUUGCAAACGCUGAAUUUUUGCAAGAAUAAACUUACAACGAUCGAUUCGUAUAUUUUCUCGGAUAUGCCUCGUUUAAUCGAACUUGAUCUUUCAUUCAAUACAAUCGAUCAUUUGGCUGAAGAUGCAUUUUCAAAAUGUCCCAAAUUACGUCAACUUGAUUUGUCUGGCAAUUAUUUAACAAAUUUCAAUGGAGCACUUCAAGAGUUACAAAAUCUUAAACGUCUCAAUUCAAGUUUUAAUAUGAUUCAAUUGCUACAAUGGGAUGAAUUUCCAGUAACAAUGACACAUCUUGAAAUGAGUAAUAAUCAAAUUACCCUACUAAGUAGUACCCAACGAUCUAGGAUACGUCAUGUACAGUUACAACGAAAUCGUAUAAUGGCUUUAACAGAUGAGCAAAUUCCGAAUACAGUGGAAUAUUUAAAUCUAAGUGAUAAUUUAAUUCAUACAAUUGAUAAUGGUACAUUUCGAAAUAAACAAUUUCUAAGCAGUUUGGAUUUACGAAAAAAUCAAUUAACAAAAUUAGAAAUAGCAGCAUUUAUGGUAGAUAGUUUAACAACUGGUCAUCCAGUAAGACUAUCUAUAGCUGAUAACCCAUUAGACUGUAGCUGUGAAAUGGAUUGGAUUCGUAACAAUAAAGAUGAGAAAUCGCUUAUUGAUAUUAUUGAUGAUAAUCGUGCUGCUUGCUUACAUCGAAUUUAUAAUCGACGUAUUUUAUUAUCGGAAGUUAGGAAGGAUGAUUUACUCUGUAGCUAUAAACAAGUCUGUGAGCCAAAUUGCAUUUGCUGUCAGUAUGGUAAUUGUGAUUGCAAAUCAAAAUGUCCUGAUGGUUGUCACUGUUAUUAUGAUGUCACAUAUACCAUAAAUAUUGUACGCUGUACAGCAUUACAAUCGGAAGAUCGUAAUAACUUUUCACCAAAAGAUAUACCAAUGUAUGCUACACAUAUUUAUUUGGAACAUAUGGAAAUUCCUGUGGUACGAAGUCAUGAUUUCCUGGGACGUACACGCCUUUUGCACCUUCAUCUUAAUCACUCAUCAAUACGGGAAAUACAACCUUUAGCAUUUAAUACAUUACCAUCAUUACAGUUAUUAGAUCUCUCUGGAAAUUAUUUGAUACGAUUGACUGGUGAUGAACUAUAUCGAACGAAUAAAAUAACAACCUUAUUGCUUCAUAACAAUCAUUUAAUGUCACUUGAUGAUCGGCUCAAUGAAGUGAUGCCAAAACUAAAAACUAUUACUUUACAUAAUAACAGAUUACAGGAUUUACCUCUAUCUAUCGAACAAUAUGGUAAACAGAUUACGGAUAUCACGCUAGGCUCUAAUUUCUUUCGUUGUGAUUGCUCGCCACGUUUUCGUAUACAAUUUUGGUUUUCACGUAAUUUAGAUUUGAUACAUGACGUAUCAGAUAUUUUUUGCGUUGAAAAUAUUAGUCAUGCAAUUCGUGAGAAUGAUACAACAAUUCUUAGUGCUUAUUCACCAAAUUUUGGCGAUGAUAUCUUUAAAAUACCAAUGGCACAAUUUAUUGCUACUGCUAAUACGACAAUUUGUGCACCUACCGCAAGCGGUGUUUUUGGUAACGAAGGGACAACAAAUUCAUUCCUUAUCAUUACGGUACUGUUUGCUGUAGCAUUAAUAACAACCGGUUUGGUACUUCUGGUUGUGUUGUUUCUUCGAAAGACAAAAUCAGCAAUAGUACAACGAAGGUAUAAGGUACCACCAUCAUUUACCGGUACACAUACUACACCUGGUUCCAGUCCAUUACCACUGAUCCAUUUCGAUGCUUUCAUUAGUUAUUCCAAAAAAGAUGAAAAACUUAUCAUCGAUACCCUAUACAGGCAACUCGAAUCUGAAGAGUAUAUUUUAUGCCUGUUACAUCGAGAUGGUCCAAAUUAUAGUUCGCGGGUACAUACAAUAUCUGAUGAACUUAUCAAUCAAAUGGAAUGUGCUCAAUCCCUUAUACUUGUUCUAACUCAACAUUUCUUAGAUAACGAAUGGAAAACAUUACAGAUUAAAACAUCUCAUCAAAUUUUUGCUAAAAAUCGUCAUAAAAAAUUAAUUGCAUUACUUGGUGAUGGUAUUGAAGCUAAUCAACUGGAUGCUGAAUUAGGUCAAAUUUUACGGAAAAAUACGUGUAUACGAAUGAAUGAUCCGUUAUUCUGGAAUCUAUUACAUUCAGCUUUACCCAUUCGAAUAGCACCGUCAUCCUGUAGCGGUGGCUCAUCACAGAUUUAUUCCGAUUGUUACGGUAGUAUUGUGCCUAGUGAUAUUGUUUAA
Brugia malayi is the source of this 3735-nucleotide messenger RNA. RefSeq lists its product as uncharacterized. Gene Ontology annotation, molecular function: protein binding. Gene Ontology annotation, cellular component: extracellular matrix. The transcript is spliced from 17 exons. Gene Ontology annotation, biological process: signal transduction. The record is from RefSeq and is a predicted model, not a curated record. The coding region runs from base 1 to 3735 and encodes 1244 amino acids. Lineage: Eukaryota; Metazoa; Nematoda; Chromadorea; Rhabditida; Onchocercidae.